Molecule: messenger RNA, 4597 nt
Organism: Mustela erminea (ermine)
Lineage: Eukaryota; Metazoa; Chordata; Mammalia; Carnivora; Mustelidae
Product: cytochrome b561 domain-containing protein 1
Exons: 3
Coding region: 101-838 (245 amino acids)
Molecular function (GO): transmembrane monodehydroascorbate reductase activity
Source: RefSeq, a predicted model, not a curated record
CCGGGGGAGGGGCCUCUCCCGCAGCAGCGGCCGCCUCCGCGAUCUCAAACCCGGAAGACGCGCUCCAGCCGCUGGGAGUGUGCGCCGGCCCGGCCCGGCUAUGCAGCCCCUGGAGGCAGGUCUGCUUCCCGCUCCGGCGAGGGAGCCGAGACUGACCCUUUGGCUGCGGACAGGCAGUGGAAUCUUGGCGCACCUGGUGGCUUUGGGUUUCACCAUCUUCCUGACUGUGUUGUCCCGGCCGGGAACCAGUCUUUUCUCCUGGCACCCUGUAUUCAUGGCCUUGGCGGCCUCCACGCUGGGCCUGAGGCUCACUGGCCCUCUCCUGUGUUCACAGUUCUGCCUCUGCAUGGCUGAGGCCAUCCUACUCUUCUCGCCUGAACACUCCCUGUUCUUCUUCUGCUCCCGCAAGGCCCGGAUCCGGCUCCACUGGGCAGGGCAGACCCUGGCCAUCCUCUGUGCAGCCCUGGGCCUGGGCUUCAUCAUCUUCAGCAGGACCCGCAGUGAGCUGCCCCACCUGGUGUCCUGGCACAGCUGGGUAGGGGCUCUGACACUGCUGGCCACUAGUGGUCAGGCACUGUGUGGGUUCUGCCUCCUCUGUCCUCGAGCAGCCAGGGUCUCAAGAGUGGCUCGCCUCAAGCUCUACCAUCUGACAUGUGGACUGGUAGUCUAUCUGCUGGCUACAGUAACGGUGCUCCUGGGCAUGUACUCAGUGUGGUUCCAGGCCCAGAUCAAAGGCACAGCCUGGUACCUGUGCCUGGCCCUGCCCCUCUAUCCGGCCCUGGUGAUCAUGCACCAGAUCUCCAGCUCCUACUUGCCAAAGAAGAAAAUGGAAAUGUGAGUUCCUCUGAACUCUGAAUGUAGGUGGGACACUUGUCUUGGACCUAAAUGUUCCCUUUUAUGACCUUUAGGGGAUUCAUUUCAGAAGUAGUAGGGGUUUUAUACUUCUUAACUGGGCCAGCAGCUGCAGAAACCCAAAGUGCUAUUUCUGAUGAUGACUCAGUGGGUCAAAGUGGGGAAGUAUACUGGGUGCCAGUGGAAGGUGGUGGGCAGGGCCGGGGGAGGCUUGAUCCUGAAGCCUCCAUUCGUGAUUGGAGACAGAAGUUUUGGGUGGUGGUGGUGAGGGUGUUCACAGUCAUUUCUUGCCUGUGUGUCUGAUAGAGAAUUGGGUUCCAGUAACUUAUGAAUGACAACACUGGUUUUGGCGGGGGUGGGGGUCUUCGAGAAAGCAGUUUGGAGGGAGACCAUGAGUUAUGGUUCUUGUAGAGUCUGUUGGGCAACCUUAGGCAAGUCACACAUCUCGGGACCAGUUUCUGCAUCUGUGUCAUGGGUGAGUGUUUCUAAACAGUCUCCAACAUUCAGUGUCUGUCAGGUUGAUGCCACAGAAACACACUCCCCUCUCUGGAUGGCUAAGCAGACUCAGGAUGUCAUUCCUAAAUUCAUUAUCCCGUUAUCCCUUUGGAGGGACAGGUCUGCCCCCGUGGCCUUCCAGGAAUCUGCUGAUUGGGCUCCUGGACUAGGGCACAGGGGGUCAGGCACUGUGGAGAGAAGAGUCCUGGACGAGGCUCUCUUGAACUCCCAAGACAGUUAAAAGCACUGAAGUCACUUUAAAGCUUUUGUAGGAGCAGAAGGGCAUUGGCUUCAGCAAGCCUCUGGCUCCUGGCUGGGCUUCUUAGCUCAGUUAAGAACACCCUUCAGCCCACCUCAGAAUCUGGGCUUGAGGGCUGCAGGACAUGGGUGAGUGCCUUUCCCUGCCAGGUGUUCUGAGUGGCACAGUUGUCCUGAACCUCUCAUAGCCCUUCCUAGGGCUCAGGUUCAUGCCCUAGCACAUAUCUUUGUGGAGGUAUUCCAGAGUUUUUAGAACAAAAUAAGAGUUAAGGAAGUGGGGUAGGGCUAUUCUGAUCUAGGAAAAACAAAGUCUCCCCGGUUCCCCUUCUCAACUAAGCUCUUCUCAGUUGCUGUCUCUUGCCAGCUCUUUGGCCCAGGAGGGGGCUGAGUGUGGUGCCAGUUGGCAAAAAGGGGCUGGGCCCUCUUCCCUGCAGAAACCCACUCCUUGUUCCAAACUGAAGGUAGUUCCCCAGGCUUUCCUCAGUGGUGAGCUGGGUGCCAGAUUGGCUUAACUGUGGUCUGGCUUGCUUGGGGGUGGACCUCCAUAGAUCAUGGCAAGGACUGUAGACAGCCACGCCAGGAAAGCUGGUGUUGAGGUGGAUAGACAGCUCAGUGAGAGCUGCAGGAGGCCUGGGUGAAGGGACUGGAGCCCCAGUCCCGGGAGCAGGGCAGGAAUUCCUAGAUGGCAGUAAUUUAGAUGCCCUGGCUCUUCCUAAGAUUGAAGACCUCCCUCCCUGAGUGGUUCAGAAGCAAGGAGGUUGGCAUAGUUUAACAGUCUAGGAAUGGGGACUGCAAGGGCAGAAGUCCUCUGAGCGGAUCUCACUGGGUCAGAUGGCGUCUCCCAGAAGCUCUCCAGACUUGGAGCAUCUAAACUGAGGGUCUCUGCACCUUCAGAGGGUGAUUAUUCCUGUCUGCUUGCCUUCUCUCCCCUCUCAGACUACCCAGUGUGGUCUGAACUUGGAAGAGAUGGUGCCCGGCAUGGCAUGAAGGACAUUGUUAUUGAGGGUUACUGCUCGGGGACUCGUUCUCCUCUCCCCCAUCACAGCCAGUGCUGGGAGUCUCACUCUGUCUACAGCAGGGUGACAGAGUGGGGUGAGGUUCACCAGCUUCCGCGAGCCAGGCAGCCAGCGCCAUAAAGCCUGAGCCUGCCUGAGGUGUCGCCUGCUCCCAGGUGGUGCGGGGGCUGCUGGGCAGGCGGGCGGGCGGGCUGACAGCCGGUAGUUUGCGUGGGCUGUGCCAGCUGAUGUCUAUUCCCAGCCCUCAGAGGAAGGGGGAAGUAAUUUAUAUUCCGCAGGAGGAAGGGGCCCCAGCUGUCACCUCUCUGACCAGGAGGCCUGGAGGGCAGGGGCACAGGGCGGAGAGGAGGGCACAGGUGGUCUUCUGCAGAGCCUGUCUGACUGCAGUAUGGGGAGUAGGUCACCAGGAGGAGCCCUUCUUCCUGGUCCGCCAGAUUGUCAGGGGGACUUCCCUCCCCCUUCUGCAUCUCUCCCUCCAUCGCCACCUGCCCUCACAUCCUGGGGCAGCAGCUGGACAACCAUUAGACCUCAGUGCCAGGGCACUCUUCCUCCAGCUGGGAGCUGGGUGGCUGCCGGCUGCACACGCCUCCUCGUGUGCGUUUCCUCCUCCCAUAGCCCUCCUCCCUCUGUUCUCCCCACCUCUCUGUAUCUCCCCAUCUGGGAUGUUAGCUGGGCACCUCCACCAUGAGGCAGAGGCCUUGGGGGGAGGAAGCAAAUGGCUGCCCUUUUGCCCUUGUUCCCUGGCUAGGGAAAGCUGCUAGUAGUCAGCCUGUUUUGCCUUUAAAAACAAACAAACAAACAAAAAAAACAACCAACCAGGGUGCUCAAAUUAAAAAAAAAAAAAAUUGCAUGUCAUUUGCACAGAUUUGCAUAUCAGGCUCACUAAGACUUGAUUCCAAAUAUGAUUAUAUUUCAAACUCAACCUUGAGGACAUUAGAAAUGUAGAUGUUUUUUGUAACCAAAUCCGAAUGGUAACAGGAUUACUGUUCUGGGUUCAGACGCCUCCCAUCUCCCCCUACCACCAACCAUGCCUUCCCUGGAGCACACCCUCCCCAACCCCCCACCUGCCUGGGGGAGUUUGUGUUGGAUGAUGGCUGGGCGCUGUGUCUGGGGAAGUCUUCCAGCCUCCCCUCGGCUGUUGAGCUGCAUCAAAGGUGGGCUGCUGUCCCUUGCUGGCCUGUUCCUUCUCUCCCUACAGCCCCCCAGGGCACACUGCCCCUCCCGGUUCCUGACACCAGCCUGCCCCUUCUUUCUCAUUGUCCCCACCCUUCCACCCCCAUGCAUGGCUGCUCUGGGUCUUGUUUUUCAAACCUCGCUGUGGGAGAUCUAGGCAUCCUCCCCGAGCCAGCUGGUUGCUGUGCCAAGGCCUGCUCAGAGUUAAUAAUAAUCAUUAGCUGCACAGUGCUGGGGCCUUUCAGCUCCAGAGCUUCAGGCAUUUGCAGGCUGAGUCAGCCAGCCCUCACCUUACCCCUCCUCCUGGGCGGCUGGAGUGUAAUGGAAUGGGGAGAGCAGGGGGGCAGUUAGAGGGUCACUUCCUAGCCCUGGCUUGAGGCUUCUUUCCUCUGGGAGUGGGCCCCGAGCACCCCCUGAGUAAAUUACUAAGGCCUUCUCACCUGACAAAGGCAGGUUUGGGGAUCACAGUGUAGUCUCUGCUGAGAAUGGCAGUGCUGGCCCUGAUGCCCUAGUCUCAGCAUUACUGGGGGCUUAGGGAACAGGGAGGCUUUUGGGUUAGGGCUCUGUUGCUCCCGUAUCUGGUUGACAUAAGAGCCUGUGGAUCAGGCAGUGAAAAGCACAGCACUGACCUGGGAGCCAGGACUGGGUUUGCUGGGCUCCUAACAGCAGUGUGGCCACAGGUGAGCGGCUCACUGCUCCCCCUACCUCACAGGGGUGUUGUGAGGGUCAGCAGAGAAUGCAUGUUAACAGGCACUGGAAAGUCUAAAGCAUUAAACAAAUGGAAACAGAUAUGUUUCUAAGUA